AAAUAAUCAAUAAAAUAUAUAUAUAUAAGUACGAAACAUAAGUACGCUAAGUCAAGGCGAAACGCACCAACACCAGCAACAGCAAGUACAAGCGAUUAACGCAUUAAACCGUUGCAAGAAGAGCCGAAAAACCUACUCACCUACUUUCGGUCGCACACAGCGCCCACAGCAUACAUACAUACCAACAAACACGCACAUACGAGCGCACCGUCGCAUUCGGCCAGUAAAGCUUUUGGGCGUGAAUCGCAGACAUUUCAACGUCUCAGCACUCAGCACGACAGACAAGUAAGGGCCGCAACUGACAGCGAGGAUUGCCGCGUGUGGAAAUCCUAUUUAAUAAAACACUUUUGUGUGCUCAAUUUGCCAACUUCCUGUAUAUCCGAAGCGUUGAACAACGGUAUAAACGCUCGCGCCUAUUAAGGCACUUGGCUCUGGUAAGCGUAGAGUUGAACACCUGCGGACCGCGAGACAGUUGAGCGCACGUGUGCAAAGCGUCUCGAACUGAACAGCGCAGCACUGUUCGGUUAACUCGCAGUUUUCUGUCAAUAUUAGCGCUAUAGCAACUGCUGGGUGUGGGCGAUACUGCGCCCCGCCACCGCAGUGAUGCAAGCAAAUUUCGAUAACAACGUCACAGAAAAGGAGCCUAAAACCAGCACCCUGAAUUUCUCAUCGUUCAAAUCAAGCUUUACUUCUAAUGUUAAUUUCCUGAAGAGAAGAUUUAGCUCGGGAGACCUCUCUUCCGAGCACGAUGAUGUCGAUCCCAGUCAACUGCCGCCUGCUGCGCGGCCAAUUCAGGAUCAGCCCACGAAGCCGCCAAUCAGCAGUGGUGGUCCACCGGUCAUGCCACCGCCGCCAGCACCAGGUGUUCCGCCUGCCGGUGGCACUGCUGGUGCCCCUGGCGGUCCGGAGUUGUCGCUGAGUUUCGGUGGUGGCAAGGCAGCGGCACCAGCACCGCCGCGCGGCGUCAGCGCUCCAACCAGCCCAGCGAAGUCGCGCGAGAGUUUGCUGCAACGUGUGCAGAGUUUGACAGGAGCAGCGCGUGAUCAAGGCGCUUCCAUUUUGGGUGCUGCGGUGCAGAGUGCCACACGGGCGCCAACCUUCAACAAGGACAAGUACUUCACGUUGCUCGUACUCGACGACCAAAACACCGACUGGUCGAAGUACUUCCGCGGCAAGCGGCUACAUGGCGAUUUCGAUAUACGCGUGGAGCAAGCUGAGUUCCGGGACAUUUCGCUUACUGCCAGCGCCGAAACUGGACCCAUUAUUUCCAUGGCUGUCUACCGUGGCGGCACCAGGGUGGCACGCUCAUUCCGACCGGACUUUGUGCUGAUACGCCAACCACCACGCGACGGUUCCAACGACUAUCGCUCGACCAUUAUCGGGCUCAAGUAUGGCGGCGUGCCCAGCAUUAAUUCGUUGCACUCGAUUUAUCAAUUUCAGGACAAACCUUGGGUAUUUGCUCACUUGCUGCAAUUGCAACGUCGCUUGGGUCGCGACGCUUUUCCACUGAUCGAGCAGACCUUCUUCCCCAAUGCUAGGGAUUUGUUCAGUUGGACCAAGUUCCCGUGUGUUUUGAAGGCAGGUCAUUGCCACGGUGGUGUGGCCACCGCACGUCUGGAGAAUCAGAGCGCUCUGCAAGAUGCAGCCGGCCUUGUCACCGGUUCGGGCAACGAUGCGCACUGCUACUGCACCAUUGAGCCGUACAUCGAUGCUAAGUUCGAUGUGCACAUUCAGAAGAUCGGAAAUAAUUACAAGGCCUUCAUGCGCAAAUCGAUCUCAGGCCAUUGGAAAACUAAUCAAGGCUCAGCGAUGCUCGAGCAAAUCACGUUAACGGAGAAGUACAAGUCCUGGGUGGAUGAGAUUUCCGAGCUCUUUGGCGGCAUGGAGGUAUGCGGCAUUUCUGUGGUGGUCGGCAAAGACGGCCGCGAGCACAUAAUAAGUGCUUGUGAUUGUACAUUCGCUCUAAUUGGCGAUAGUCAGGAAGAAGAUCGGCGCCAGAUCGCCGACUUAGUCUCGGCACGAAUGCAAAACGUCUGCCGGCCAAGCAUGGCACAGACCGGUGGACCACCACAUGGUAUACGUCAACCAUCACGUUCAUCCAUUUCCUCGCGCGGUGAGAGUCCUACCGAGGAUAUGGCACCAACACCACCGGCACCCGCCGGUCCACGCCCAGCUCCAAUGGGCGGUCCACCACCAAUACCCGAGCGCACUUCACCAGCAGUCGGCUCAAUAGGACGUCUCAGCAGUCGCAGCAGCAUUUCCGAGGUACCUGAGGAGCCAACUGCACCGGCUCCGACCAGUGUGCCUGGCAGUGCGGGCGGUGUGGUCCGUCGUGAUUCACAAACAUCGCAGGCAUCGAGCGUAUCGUCGGCCUCGAGGGUCUCGACACGUCCUCCGCAAACUCAGAGUUCCGUUGUUGAAGAUGCGGAGGAUACAAUGAAGAAUUUGCGUAAGACCUUUGCGGGGAUAUUUGGUGACAUGUAGGAAUUAGCGAACAAGAAACGCGGAAGAACAGCUAGCGAGACAAGCAGCGGUGGCGGUGGACCUGGCAGUGCAGGCGGCAGUGGCAUAAGCGGCAUCAGUACCGGUUCAUUUCUAGGCAAGCAAUUCUCGUUUGCAAGCGCCGGUGGCAAGUCGGUGAGCGGCAGCACUUCAAGCGUCGCCUCAGACGUGAUCUCAGCACAGCCAUCACCCAAAUUGACCGCAGAGAAGCCAUACGAUGCACGCUCAGACACCUCAACGAACUCCACAUUGACAGCGGGCAGUAUGAGCGUUAGCGCCAGCUCAGCUGCUAGCUACAGCAGCAAGCCAUCUUCCAGCGUUUUAGAUACAUUCCAAGAGGAGAACAAAUACAAGCCAGUCACCAAUUUUGAGCCACAAGAGCGCGUUAAUCCCUUCGAUAAGGGCGCACUAAAAACUUCCGCAACCAAUCAAACUAUCGGUAGCGCCGUAUCCACCACAUCAUCUUCAUCGAUCUCAUCCUCUUCGAUUUCAUCGCGCAUCAAUCGUAACGGUAAUGUGGGCAUUAAAUCGCCACCACCGCCGACUGGACCACCACCACCACCACCAACUGGCGCUAUCGCUAGCAGCAGCUACCGCAAUUCAACCUCGACCACGCCACCAAGCGCCGGCAAAGACAACCGUACUUUCAAUUACGGCAGCUCAACUUCCAUUGAGACCAUUACACGCAUGGAUACUAACACAACAAACACGACAACAGCUGGCCCGAGCAGUGAUGCCGCCCCUGUUGCCGGUGCACUUGCCGAUGAUAACAAUGCAACAGGCGUUGCUGGUGGCGCUACUUCCUCCACGAGCGGUGGCCCAGAUUGGAAGUCGAAGAUGGGCAUACGUUCGGCAAGCGUCUACAGCGCGCCCGCCAAUUUGCCAGCAGCUGGUGAUACCUCCGGCUAUGCAUCCAACUCAAGCCCUGCUUCGAACGCCUAUAACACCACAGCCGAUCUGCCAUCGUACACACGACCAUCUUAUUCGCGCUCCGAGAGCAAUGCUUCCAACAAACAAUCCGACUUGGACAUAAUCUUCGGCGACACCAACAACACCAAGUCCAGCCAUGGUAAUGGCAAGUACACACGCGCCAGCGGUUCACUCUCCGAUGCCGAACUCAUCUUCGGCGGUCCACCGACCAAUUACAAGGCCGAUCGCUUUGGCGCCUCCAAGAGCAUGAGCGUCACAUCCGAGCGCAGCAACGACGGCAAUGACAGCUACAAUGCGUACCGCAACUACGAGGGUAUACAAAAUGCGGCAUUUAGCGAUUUUAGUGACUCGCCGAAGACGGGCAGUGUUAGCAGCAUUAACUCGUUUGGCAAUACGAAUCGUUGGAAUAAGCCGACUGUCGAAGAGGAUGACGAAUUGGAUUUGAAGUAGGACAGGGUAAUGAAUCGCAGCAAAAUUAAAGUUCGUUAAAUGGCUGGUGUAUAUAUACUUAUAUGGUAUAUAAAUUAUAUAUAUGUAUAUGGGUAUGUACGAACGCCAGUUAUUUGAAAAUACAAAUUUGAACUUAGAAAAGUCAGAAGAAGUGAAUAAAUGGAGCAAAAAUAUAUAUGAAAAGUAAACAAUACAUACACAUGCGCAUCUAUCGCCUCUGAAGUUUCCUGGUUUCAUAGUGGAAAGAAUUCUUCAUAGAAGCAAGCGUAGAUGAAAAGUUGAAUUUCAUUUUAGGUUUCUUUAAUUUUUUAUUACUUAGUUUAAAUUUUUUUGUCAAAGUAGUUUUACAUCAAAACAUACUGGACCAGUUUAAAGUAUUCCUAAAAUUUUUGGAGAAAAUAGAUUUAUUUUUUAGAAAAUGAACUAACAACGGAACUUAAAAGUGAAUAAAAUAAGAUGAAAUUAACAUCAAAUAUUUUGUGAAUAACUCUCCUAUUCGUAGCAUGAACAGGAAAUGUUUCGAAAAAGUACCGAACCUAUGGAAAAAAGCUGUGAUGGAGGGCAACAAUUGAUAUUAAUAUGGGAAUUGAAAUAUUAUGCCAACAAAUCACACAAUCUGUGUCAAAGGUCUUAAAUUUUUUACCAUAUUACAUUAUUGCCUAAUUAUGGAAAAUAAUAUAAACUUUGGCUACGCACAUAGUGGAAUUAAAUUUGAAAGCUUUAUCUGUGCGGUAGUGAAAAGAGUUUGUGUUAGAGCAUGCGAGCGUGAGAAAGCGUUUGUGCUGAGAGAAGUAGGUAGCUUACAGAGUACAGCAAGGCUUACAGAGCUUUAUAAAGCUCUCAAGACACAUUAAAAGCUUACGAGGUGUCUGAAACGCACAGACAACUUCAAAGUUUAAAGAGCCUAAUAAGGCUUUGUAAAAUAAAAGUAAGCAAGUUUACUUCCAUUCUUACAUUCGGCGUUGGGUUCCAGAUACAAUUACGCGAAUACAAAAGUAUUUUAUGUAACUCUACAACAACAAAAUAUGCUUCUGCCUUUCGUGUUAUGCUUUGUUUCUCACGAGACUAGAAUGAGAUUUCAUGGACCAAAUGAAGUAGUAAAACCUUAAUCCACAGGUAGACACUUUAAGGCCAACAAAUGAGACUCAAAACUUGCGCUUAAAAUUUUUGGAAUAAUUUCACAUAUUUCUGAAACAGAUUCGUUUUUAAAAGCCAUUCUUAAUUUUCCACCACAUUUUUACCAAGUAAGCAAACUAGUUCUCGUCAAUAGGGGGUCUCUCAACCGAGGCUGUUGUGUUUUUUUUUUCAUUGUAAGUGUUUUUUCACGUGGCGGCUCUUAAACCCAGCG
Molecule: messenger RNA, 5230 nt
Organism: Bactrocera tryoni
Lineage: Eukaryota; Metazoa; Arthropoda; Insecta; Diptera; Tephritidae
Gene: Syn
Product: synapsin
Exons: 15
Biological process (GO): neurotransmitter secretion
Cellular component (GO): synaptic vesicle; synaptic vesicle membrane
Molecular function (GO): ATP binding
Source: RefSeq, a predicted model, not a curated record